CUCCACUCUGCUGACCUCUGGCAAAAAAGGGAGUGAAAGAGAACUGGAGAGGCGGAUGGGGAGAGGUUCAAGUGCGGGUUUUCCACUUGAACCUGGACUAUUAUGGGUCAGGAGCUGUGUGCAAAGAGACAGCCAGGAUGCAGUUGCUACCACCGUUCGGAGAGAGGGGAGGCGCACAGCUGUCAGAGAAGCCAGCCUGGGAGCACCGAGGCUGCUGCGUUCGAGCUAACAGACAUAAAAGGAGCAACGUGUUCCUUGUCUUCAUUUCACCCCAGGGGACUCCAGGGCCCUGGUGACCAGAAGCUGGAGAGCAAAAGGCCCCGGAGUAACAGUGACUCUUUUCAGGAAGAGAAUCUGAGGCAAGGGUUGCCAUGGCAGAAGAAGAGCCUCCCUUUUGGGGCAGCCUCAUCUUAUUUGAACUUGGAGAAGCUGGGUGAAGGCUCUUAUGCCACAGUUUACAAGGGGAUUAGCAGGAUAAAUGGACAACUAGUAGCUCUAAAGGUGAUCAGCAUGAACGCCGAGGAGGGUGUGCCUUUCACAGCCAUCCGGGAAGCCUCCCUCCUGAAGGGUCUGAAGCAUGCCAACAUUGUCCUCUUGCAUGACAUUGUGCACACCAAAGAGACUCUGACAUUCGUAUUUGAAUACAUGCACACAGAUCUGGCCCAGUACAUGUCUCAGCAUCCCGGAGGCCUUCAUCCUCACAAUGUCAGGCUUUUCAUGUUUCAACUUCUGCGAGGCCUGGCAUACAUCCACCAUCAGCAUGUUCUUCACAGGGACCUGAAACCUCAGAACUUGCUCAUCAGUCACCUGGGAGAGCUCAAAUUGGCUGACUUUGGUCUUGCUCGAGCCAAGUCCAUUCCCAGCCAGACGUACUCUUCAGAAGUGGUGACACUGUGGUACCGGCCACCUGACGCCUUGCUGGGAGCCACUGAGUACUCCUCUGAGCUAGACAUAUGGGGCGCAGGCUGCAUCUUUAUUGAAAUGUUCCAGGGUCAACCUUUGUUUCCUGGGGUUUCCAACAUCCUGGAACAGCUGGAGAAGAUCUGGGAGGUACUGGGAGUCCCUACAGAGGACACCUGGCCUGGAGUCUCCAAGCUGCCUAACUACAAUCCAGAAUGGUUCCCGCUGCCUAAGCCUCAAAGCCUGCAGAUUGUCUGGAGCAGGUUGGGUGGAGUUCCUGAAGCUGAAGACCUGGCCUCCCAGAUGCUAAAAGGUUUCCCUAGGGACCGAGUAUCAGCACAGGAAGCACUCGUUCAUGAUUAUUUCAGUGUCCUUCCAUCCCAGUUGUACCAGCUUCCUGAUGAAGAGUCUUUGUUUGCAGUUUCAGGAGUGAAGCUAAAGCCAGAAAUGUGUGACCUUUCAGCCUCCUACAGGAAGGGUCACUACCUAGCCGGGUUUAACAAAUGUUGGUGAAAAUAAAAGGUGGAGUCAUCCAGAUCUUUGCAGGACUGUUUCGUUGUGCCAGCUUACUAUGAAGCUUCAUGCUCUAUUCCAUUCUAGACCAGAAAUCUUUAUUCUCUCUUCUGUCACCUGGGAUAUUUAAAAUACAAUAUUCAAGGCAAAGACAUAAUACAUGAAGAGAAUUUAAUGGAAGGUUAUUGCUGUUAUUGUUACCUAAACAAACAGACAUGAACUGAGGUGGCGUGAGAAGAGUCCUUCAGAACAGUUUCAGCCAUUUGGAAAAUUCCCUGGGCCAAAAGCUCCAUUUCUUUACAGGACAGAUUGAGACAGACAACUGGAAAUUUCUGGAGCCAGAACUGGUGCUUGCUGAGGCCUGCCACAUUUGUGUUCCUUACAACUCCUCCCAACCCAAAGACUUCUGUGACAGGGGAGGAUUAGUGUGGCUUAGAGAGGUCUCCAAGGAAGGUGGUCUCUUGGAUAAAGUUGUCAACGGGUGGGCUUGCUUGGGACUAUUUGUGAUGGUCCCCAGGGAUGCAUUCUUCCUCCUUGACUGGCUUUUGGGAUGCAUCACUACUUCAGUCUGCCCAGAUUUUAGGAGGUCACACUGAGCUGCUGGCUAGAGUUGAGUUUCAGUCUAUCACCUGCUACUGAGUCCUAAUUAUCUACAGUGAUGGCAAAAGCAAUGAGGAACCUAAGCUUCCACUGAUGGUACAGAUACUGGGGUUCCAGAGAUGUAACUCAAGCUCUGUGGCACCAGCAGACACACAUGCACACGCAGCACCCUCAGCAGGAGACACUGCUGACACUUGUGCCUCCUAAGGAAGCCUGAAAAACUCAAAUUACUUCAUCAAGGAGACAUCUCAUGAAAUAGUAGCCUAGAAACCAGAGACCACAAUGUAUCCUUUAGAAGAAGGAACCAAUUAAGAGAGAAUUUUAAAAUGGUAACUUUCCAACCAGGGUCUGAGAUGGAAGAAGGGAAAAAAUACAUGCAUUUACCCACCCCCAAAAAAAGCUGCCUUUGUGUAUAUUAGCAAGCAAUUGGACAAAGUCUGCCCACUGCACCUGCAAGAUGAAACAGUGUGGGCUGGACAGGGCUGGCAGGGUGUGUGUGCAAAGAACAGAUCUUAUUCAACCUAGAAAAAAAAUGCCACUAGUAUGGUAUCAUAGAGGAUUUAGACUUCAGUCCUGUUCUGGUCAAGGAUUUAUGUUGAUUGUUUGAAUAAAUCAGAGAAAAUACAUAAUUUAUUCAUACAACUCACUGGGGGAAAGGUAUUGUUGUUAUUCUGCUGUAGACGUGGAAACUGAGGCUCGGCACUUGGGUAAUUUCUCUAAGGCAGCUGCCAGAGUUCAAGUGCAAAGCUGGGGUCAAACUAUGUCGAGUGUCUGAGAUCUUUCUGGCAACCACAACUCUAUCAGAUUUGUAGACUGUUCUACUGUUGAAGAGGCAGCUGAUGUUUCAGGUUGGAUCAUGAUUCAGAGGACUCAGCAACAGCAAGUCAAAACAAUACUUAUUCCUGCCUGUUUUUUUUUUAUCCCAUUUAAAUUCUUACACAUUGGCCUUAAAAUGCCUCCAACUUAAGUAAGGCUAUGACUUAGUGGAAAGUGGUUGUAAGUACAAGGUGAAUUAAUUAUAUAAUCUAUCGGCCCCCAACAGAUAAUGCCAAUCCCUUCAGGCUACAGAAAUGAAAUACUAAGACAAGACUAUGCACCCCAAGAAGAGCAGCUUAGUCUCUGAUCUGGGCACAUUUAAAUCAGGAAGCUUGGCUCCACCUAUCACAUGCCACACUCUAAAGGAAGCAUCAUGUGAAAUGGAUGUGUACUGUACACCUAUUAGUUUGCAGAUCUAAUCUUCUAUAAUCUUCUUAACAAUACUAAGACAUAGUAGAGUUUACAGAGAAUACUCAGAAUCAGAUAUAAGUAGCUAGGAUUUGAUGCACAAACUCUGUCCCCAAAGCCUGGGCUUUCCCCAGCACACCUCCAAUUCUGCUGCAUGCUACCAGGACAAGACACAUGGAGGAACACCUGUAAGAGAAAGCCAGAGACACUCUUUCCAGUAGUAGGCUGUCACAAAACAAAGGGGCUGGAUGACUGCUGGGCCACUGCAGGGUUAGCACAGACUGCUGCUGCUUUGGGAGGGUCAGCAAGACUCACCAACCCAUGAAUACAGACUAAGUCCCCUGAGCUGGCUCACCUGCCCAUGAACAAGGACUGAGUCCUCACCACAGUGGUGGCCUCCUCUGCCUCCUGGAUGAUGCAGAGAGUGAUAGCCAAGAAUCCUAGUUGGAAGUUAAAACAGCUGGUCUUUCAGAUUCUUGAGCAUGACCCCUGAACAACUGUGACAGAUCACACUGGGUUUCUGUAAGAUCCAGUUGCUGCAAAAAUAGGUGCAAUUGUUUUAUUUUCUGUAUAUAUGUUUCACUUAUUGGUUGAGGAAUAAAACACCGAUUGGCCAGUAGCCAGGCAGGAAUUAUAGGUGAGACCAGGAGAUGAGGAGAAUUCUGGGAAGAGGACACAGAGAGGCAUUGAAGGAGACGCCAUGCUGCCAAAUGAGUAACAUGCUGGAUUACAGGUAAGCCACAGCCUCGUGGCAAAACAUAGCUAAUAGAAAUGGGUUAAUAAUUAAGAGAGAGCUAGCUAGUAAGAAGCCUAAGCCACUGGCCAAACAGUUUAUAUUUAAUAUAAGUCUCUGUGUGUUUAUUUGAGACUGAAGCACAGCAGAAACAGGUAGAACAGAAACUCCAACUACAAUUUCCUGUGAAAGCAUUUUUUUAAUUAACUUAACAAAUUUAUCCUCUUUAGCUAGGUGGUAGUUGUGAAUGCCUUUAAUCCAAGCACUCAGGAGGCAAGAAGCAAGCUAAUCUAAGUUUGAGUCUACAGAGUGAGUUCUACAGAGUGAGUUCCAGGGUGGUCAGGGCUACACAGAGAAAUCCUUCUUUGAAAAACAAAACAAAAGCAAAAAUUACCCUCUUUAAUUCUAAGUGGAAAAUAAAUUGUGUUUGUGCUUUUUCUCCUUUAAUAAAAAUAUUAAUAAAAAUUAUGUAUACAGCUCUAAAAACA
Molecule: messenger RNA, 4458 nt
Organism: Cricetulus griseus (Chinese hamster)
Lineage: Eukaryota; Metazoa; Chordata; Mammalia; Rodentia; Cricetidae
Source: RefSeq, a predicted model, not a curated record